GUGCUAACCAUAGACUGUAUGCUAACGGGUGCUAAUCGUUCUCGUGAUACAUUCCUGGUGCUAAAGAUCCUUUAUCUCUGAUGGUGCUACACGCAUGGGGAAAACGUAUACAAAACAAAUUAUGCGAAUGUUAAUAAUGUAGUUGUUCCUUUUAAAAGGCGUUAAAUCUGUGUUGACAUCUUUGUUUCAAGACGCUGACUUGGGCACGGUGACAUGCUGUCAAAAUAAAAACAAGCUGCAGAUCCAACCAUGCCGCUCCAGUUUGUGUAUAGCACCCGGGACUUUGUCAGAGAUGUGCAUCGGAGCAGUGGAAACAGACUUGGGAUUGCAUCACUGCCAGCAAAGUUUGACACGACCAUCCAUGCCGGCUGGACAGACAGAAUGAACAGGGGACUCUUCCGCUACCAUCUGGGUGAUUUACAAACGCGUAUCCUGGCGGGCCCGCAUGGCUAUGUGGCCCAGCUAAAUAUUCAAAGAGGAAUAGAGAGAAGAAAGCCUCAGGAGAUACUUAGCAUCCAACAGGAGUUCAAUGCCAAGCAGUUUAAUUUUAACAAAAUCAAUCCAGAAGAAAUCAUUUUUGAGAUGAUAAAGGACGUUGAGGGAGGCAAAGAAAAGGGACAGUUGCAUGAACCCUGCAGAAUGGUUGUGCUGGUCAACGUCAGCCCUUUGGAGUGCGGACAUUGUCUCUUUGUUCCAGAUCCUUUACGCUGUUUGCCACAGGUCCUGACAAGCUUCACCAUUCAGGUUGGUAUUGAAUCUGUGCUCCUGAGCUCCGAUCCUGGCUUCCGUGUGGGGUUCAAUAGUCUUGGAGCAUUUGCGUCCGUCAAUCAUUUACACCUACAUGGGUAUUACCUGGAUCAUGAGCUCAAGAUAGAAUCUAUGCCAGUGAAGCCUCUGGUUCCUGAAAAGGGGUUUUAUCGCUUGUUGGACUUUCCUGCAGGCUUUUUGUUUUACACAGAAUCAGAGCGGGUGGAGAAAGUUGCCGGAGCCAUCUGUCAAGUCACAGACUUUCUGGUGGACGCUAAUAUUGCUCACAACCUGUUCUUGACUAGAGGAUGUCCGCCCUGUGAUCGCACACAGAACCAAAAGGACCACUGUUCAAGAAAAGGUGUUCGUAUUGCUGUAUGGCCCAGAGCCUCAUGCUUCGGUGCCAAGGAGGAAUCUGCCUUCAAUGUUGCUCUCUGUGAGCUGGCUGGACAUUUACCAUUUAAGAACAAGGAGGACUAUGAGCUCACAACUGAGAAAGAUGUAAUAGAUGUCAUCCAGAGGUAUCUUCUGCCUGAUGCACAGUUUCAAACGUUGGAACAGCAGCUUACUCGUCAUUUGAUGGAUGUAUAAUGUAUGGACGUUAAAGCCUUUUUACAUCCUGUGCUGGAGAUCAAAUGAACUAGGUCAGAAGCUUCAGAAUCUGUCCUUAAUAUAACAUUGGAUGUGCACAAUACCUUCUUAUAUAUUUUUAGAAUAUAUAUUUAAUGGACUAAUGGAUGUGCUGUAUUAAAACUGAUUUCAAAUAAAAUGCCAUAAGCAUUUUAUCUUAACAUGUUUUUGUGAUUCAUUUAAUAAGUUGUGUAUAUGAAGCAAGUCAUUCCAACAGAAUUUGGCUUGUCAAAGCAGGUGUGAUCAAUAACAUAAUUAAUGGCUGCAUUCCGGUGUUCCACCUUUUAAGAGGUUUGGCUGUUCAUGCUGGCUUGCUGGCGUCGUUAAUGUUAUUCGUUACACCUGUGCUUUCUCUGUUUUACAUUUGUCCGAGGAUAACCCCGUUGACUUGGAGUUGAGUCUAAAGCUGCAUUUCAUUAAUGUUUCAACAUGCCCUCCUUCACUUCCCCUCAGCCCUUGCUAUGAUGUCAUAGCAUACGUCGCACCUAGGCCUCUUGGAGAGCAGAGAGGAAUUGGGCGGGGCAGGAGUUAAAUGGAACACACCUGCCCUUGUUCACUUUAAGCAAAAACUAUACGGAUCGACUGACAGUUGUAGGCUUAGCGCUACAGUUUCAAGUGCGUUUAAAUAUCCAUCUUAUUUUCUAUUAAUUAUCGCAUUCUAUCCCCGUUUUUAUGUCCAUUCUAUGUUUGCUUAUGUCUUACAAUUUCCUUAUAGUGAAGUAUUGUAUGAAAGGCACUAUACAAAUAUAAAUACCUGCAGACUCAUUUCAAUGAGGCUUGGUAAUCCGUAGGGGUGGGAAUCUCUUGGCACCUCCCGAUUCAAUUC
Messenger RNA from Sander lucioperca (pikeperch), 2203 nucleotides. It is a transcript of the gene gdpgp1, whose product is annotated as GDP-D-glucose phosphorylase 1. Gene Ontology annotation, molecular function: GDP-D-glucose phosphorylase activity. The record is from RefSeq and is a predicted model, not a curated record. The transcript is spliced from 2 exons. Gene Ontology annotation, biological process: glucose metabolic process. Gene Ontology annotation, cellular component: cytoplasm. NCBI's taxonomy places the organism in Eukaryota, Metazoa, Chordata, Actinopteri, Perciformes, Percidae. The coding region runs from base 250 to 1338 and encodes 362 amino acids.